AUGGCUUCAGACACAUCUGUGUUGCAUCCCCUCCUCGGCGAGCGACGGGCGACGGGGUUUCUCCGUUCUCGCCGGGGUGCUCAGUCGCGCGUCGCGGGCUGGCGAAGCGCUAUGCGCGACCUGCUUUCUUCACGAUGGGGCCAUUACUUUGUGCUACUGCUGGUCUCCGUCGAUGUGGCUUGUAUCUUUGCGGAUUUUCUGAUCGAGCUGCAUGUCUGCGGGCUCAAGGAAGGCCACAGCAAGGUGUCUCCGGGCUGGGGAGAGGCGCAGGACGUGCUUGACAUUAUUAGCCUGGUGUUUUCGUCUCUCUUCAUGCUUGAAUUGAUCGUUGCUGCUCUCAGUUUUGGAAAGAGCUACUUCGCCUCCAAGUUCCACAUUUUCGAUUCCCUGGUGAUUCUCGUUGCUUUCAUCAUCGAUGUUUCUCUCCACGGCGUGGCUGAGGAGCUGGGCUCCAUCGUCGUUGUUCUGCGUCUGUGGCGUGUGUUCAAGAUCAUUGAGGAACUGAGCUCGGCAAGUGAAGAAGCGAUGGAAGAGUACGAGGUGGAGAUCGAACGGCUCCGCGCGGAGAAUGAAACUCUCAAGCGGAGACUGAACAUCGCGGGAUACAGUGAGGCUGCCGACGGUACAGAUGAGCUUUGA
Penicilliopsis zonata CBS 506.65 is the source of this 639-nucleotide messenger RNA. RefSeq lists its product as hypothetical. Gene Ontology annotation, molecular function: voltage-gated proton channel activity. The transcript is spliced from 2 exons. Gene Ontology annotation, biological process: proton transmembrane transport. Gene Ontology annotation, cellular component: plasma membrane. Lineage: Eukaryota; Fungi; Ascomycota; Eurotiomycetes; Eurotiales; Aspergillaceae. The coding region runs from base 1 to 639 and encodes 212 amino acids. The record is from RefSeq and is a predicted model, not a curated record.